Molecule: messenger RNA, 2424 nt
Organism: Penicillium canescens
Lineage: Eukaryota; Fungi; Ascomycota; Eurotiomycetes; Eurotiales; Aspergillaceae
Product: putative histone-lysine N-methyltransferase (Ash1)
Exons: 4
Coding region: 1-2424 (807 amino acids)
Biological process (GO): regulation of DNA-templated transcription
Cellular component (GO): chromatin; nucleus
Molecular function (GO): protein binding; histone H3K36 methyltransferase activity
Source: RefSeq, a predicted model, not a curated record
AUGGCGCCCCGAACGUCCCGAUUCCUCGCGUCCGCGUCCGCGACUGCCGACAAGGCAUACGAGCCCGAAGACAACACGAGCCUCGACGUUCCAGAACAACUGCUGACGCCCGAGAACAGCCGCUCUGAGACAUCGAGCAACAAUGAAAACGCGUUGACUGACGAAAAUACCGCGGGACGGCGGAGGUCAACACGAGUCGCACGCGCAUCGCUGGCCGGUCAGCCACUAGACGACGCACCUGAGAAGGACGGAUCCGUCGCUUCCUCCAGCGAGGCUUACGUAGCUAGCCUUGCCAACGCAAAGAGAUCACAUUCCUCUCUGCGCCACAGUAUUGCCGUGAUGGAAAAUUCCCUGUGGAGUGGUGCUGCAGACAAGGAUGCCGCGGUAGAUGACCACCCAAUGGCCCCCGAUACCCCGGUCUCAAAGUCUUCUCAAGAGUUGCAAGCUGGGGAUAUGAAUGUGUCACUUCAACAGCGAGCACUACGAAAGCGUGUGGAGAAGGCAUUGGAGGAAGAUGAGGGAACACCCAAAGCUAAGCCAGCUCCAUCUCGUACCGCUUCCCGCAAGUCUCUACGGCGGUCAGGUCGCAUAGGUUUAUUGGAUAAGGCUUCGGAUCUCGUUGAUCGGGCGAACAGUAUUCUGGGAAAGCGUACGAGAGGUAUGGCAGAUAAAGAUCUUGGUCGUCGUGCUAGCCUCCGGCCUCGAAAUCUGGAUCCGCCAAAGGAGGAGAAUGGGCAUGCAACAAAGAAGCGCCGAGUCUCCGAGAGUGAUUUGUCCAAACUCAAAUCUCAGGAUACGCCUGCCCCCGAAGAACCGUCUGCACCAUCCUCGCCUCGGCCUAAGCGCAAGCUGUGGCUGUCUCACGGUCUAUACACUGGACAGGAACCCUCGGACUCCCCUCCCAAACAGCGCCGGAGCAAAAAUUCCAAGAAGACUGGCACUGGACCCAGGCACCGUACUAUUCUUCCUAUGCCCAUGUUCAAGGGUGCUCGGCUGUUGAAGAAUGGAAGAGACUACCAGCUGCCAUUCGACAUCUUCUCGCCUCUCCCGCCUGGCCAGCCCAAGCCAGAUGAGUGGCGUAAGACCAACAAGAAUGUCUUUGUUGGUGACGCCGGAAGUUUUUGGAAAGCGAACAAGAAUCUCGAGCUAUCUACUUGCAUGUGUGAGGAGGAUACUGGCUGUGACGAGAACUGCCAGAAUCGCUACAUGUUCUACGAAUGUGACAACGGUAACUGCAGGCUGGGUCCAGAGUGUGGGAACCGAAAUUUCGAGGGACUCAAGCACCGAACCAAGGCUGGAGGCAAGUAUAACAUCGGAGUCGAGGUCAUCAAGACCAAAGACCGUGGAUACGGCGUCCGCAGCAACCGUUCCUUCGAGCCUAAUCAGAUUAUUGUGGAGUACACCGGAGAGAUUCUCACACAGUUUGAGUGCGAGAAAAGGAUGAGAACAGUAUACAAGAACAAUGACUGCUAUUAUCUCAUGUACUUUGAUCAAAAUAUGAUCAUUGAUGCGACUCGUGGGUCCAUUGCUCGCUUCGUUAAUCACGCUUGCGAGCCCAACUGUCGUAUGGAGAAAUGGACUGUCGCUGGAAAACCUCGCAUGGCUCUCUUCGCGGGAGAUCGUGGUAUUUCUACUGGGGAGGAAUUGAGUUACGACUACAAUUUCGACCCGUAUUCCAACAAGAACGUGCAACAAUGCCGAUGUGGAUCAGCGAACUGUCGAGGCUUCCUGGGCCCACGGCUGAAGGAUAAGCAACAGCGCGCUAAAGAGCUUGAGCAGAAGCGAAAGGCCGAUAGCUUGAAGAAGACUAAGAAAGCCAUCGGCAAAAAGCGAAAAGCCGCGGCAGAGUCUUCGUCCGAGUCCGAGUCUGAUUCCGAAACUGACUCUGAGUCUGAAUCUGAGUCCGAGUCCGAGGAGGACGAGCCUCCAAAGAGCAAACGUCGCAAGCUGAUCUCAACGAAAUCCAUCCGCGCCGGCGUCAAGAAGGCCGUGGCAACUGUCCGCGGAAAGAAGACCACGAAGACAACAGCCAAGGCGAAGGCCACCACCAAGGCGAAGAAUGUCAAGUUGCCUAAGGUCAAGGCUACAGGGCGAGUGAAGGCGGCUGUCCGCCCUACCCGUGGCACUAAAACUACCAAGGCUACCAAGGCUGCCAAGGGGGCCCCGGCUUCACCUGGUAAAAAGUCUACAGCGCUCAAGCGGCCAUCUGCCGAGACCAAGAAAAAGAUCCUCGCUACUGCUUCCAAGGGCGCCGUGGGCCGUCCUCGCAAAAAUGCUGCGCAAAAGGCUCCUUCCAAGAGUCCCGUCAGGGCUAAGAUGCCCAUCACCAAAGCUAAAAGCCCUGCUAAGAAGGGCUUCGGCAAAGAUGUCAAGAGCGUCGCUCGGCGUGUUGUGCGAUCUGUCAGGGGUACAAAGAGAGCUUAA